GGCUGAGUCGCUGAGUGGGGUCCUCUGUCCCAUCGUCUCUUAUAACAGGAAGAUUGAAGUCGAAGGCGGUUGGCCAAAAUGCCAGAAGAGAUGGCGGACGGUGGGAGGAAGCUUCCGACUCUCGAUGUACUCAUCGAUGCGCUGGACAAGCGCGAGAGGGCGCCGAGCAACGUCCCAAAGGUCGAGACAUUCCACUUCAAAGGGGAUCGGGUAUCUGAUUGGUUGGAUCUGACGGAGCAGGCGCUGGUGGGGCUGUCAAAUGAGGUCAAGCUCCAGCGGGUCCUGAGGUAUGUCUUGCAUAGUCACCAUCGGGAAGUAACUAAGGUUGUGGACGCUGCCAGCGACAGUUCGGCAAAGGUUGGGGACCUAAUGCGAAGGAAGUACAGGCUGGGGGACGGCCUGUUGACCAUGGCCGACUUGGAGGCCAUGAAUAAGAAAGACUUCUCCACCAUUGGGGCGUUCGUGCACAAGUUCAAGAAAAAGGCGAGGAAAGUGCACGGGAUUUCUGAGGAGGCGCAGUGCGCCACAUUUUUGGGGCUGCUCACAAGCUCGGAGACUACAAAGCUGACGAAGUAUGGGGAAGGAAGCGAGAGGCUCACCAGGGCAACCAUUGACAAGGGAGUGGAAGAAGGGGGUCUAGACCAGGUGGAGCAACACCAAAUGAGGUUGCAAAGGCGCAAGAGGAAGGAGAGGGAUGCUACUGCAUCCGGGACCCCCGGGGUGAAGAGAAUUGUCACGGACGUGAAAAGGUACGCAGUCCGGCUGGAGGAAGGCUUUGACGUGGAGCGAAUGGUGGACAAGCUUCUGGAAGGUCAUAACGAUUUGAUGAACGUAAAGGACAUUUUAACGUCGGCACCAAGGCUCUGUGGCGAGCUGAAAGGGCGGCUCUCGCGAAGGUUAGUGCCCAAUGUCCACCUGAGCUCAAUUCUGCCCAGGGAGAUAGAGUGGACAGAGGCAGGCACUAGGAUGGAUUGGAAAUGUGUGGCGUGUGGGUUGGUGGACUUGAAGGUGAGGGGUCAGCCGAGCAUCGCAAUGGUGGAUAUGGGCGAGGAAAUGAACAUCAUCCGGGAGCGGGAUGCGACUAUGCUUGGGUUGGAGGUCGACCAUUCGGAUUAUGGCGUGUUGCAUGGCGCCAACUGCAAGGACAUCUUCUGCGGCACUGCGUCUAAUGUGAUGGUGGAGAUUGGGAGAGUAAGGGCGCGAACGUGCUUCGUUGUCAUGCCCGAUGUUGACCACCCCAUCCUUCUGGGGAGGUCAUUCCUCUGCCGAACGGAGACCCUAGUCUUCAACAGGCAUGAGGGGACGAUGAUCCUGGCUCUAUCUGAUCCGGUUUGUGGAAACUAUGAAAUCAUCAAGUGUCGGAACAGAGGGCCCGGAAGUGGGAGGAACAGGCUCAACCUCGGCUCCUUUACCUUCGAGGAGUCUGAGUACGCGCGGCGGAGAUUCUGGGAGGAGCAGGAGGAGGAAGGGGCAGGCGAAGUUUUGUCCCUGAGCCUUAAUGAUGUAAAUAAGGCAAUGGAGGUGGUGGCGGCGCAUGAUAUGGCGGACCCGGAAGCUAUAAAGGCAUUGAGGGAGCAGGUCCCGGAAAGCCCUCAGGAUUUGCAACGAUUGAAUGCAGUAACAGUGCGGGACGCGAGAGGGUUGCCGAACGCGGACGCCCUGUCAGAGUCAUGCGCAGGGAGGCCUAUAAUCUCACUCAUAGACCUUUAUUUUGGGUAUGACCAGUUUCCUGUGUACCCACCGGAUAGGCCAGUGACGGCGAUGCAUACGCCAAGGUGGCUGAUCCACAUGAACGUGGCACCUCAGGGUUGGACUAAUGCGGUGGCAAUGGUGCAAAGGCACAUGAUUAAGGCCAUGCAGACGGUUAGUUCACAUAUCACUCAGCCCUACAUUGACGAUUUGGCGGUCAAGGGUCCAAAGGAGAAGGAGGAAGACGAAGUGAUGCCAGGAGUGAAGCGGUUCGUCUGGAAGCACAUCCAAGAUAUUGAUCAGGUUCUGGGUCUAUUGGAAGAACACAACCUGACGGCAAGCGGCCCCAAAUCGAAGCAUUGUAUGAGGGAGGCCACGAUUUUGGGCUUUGUCUGCAACGAGCAAGGGCGGAGGCCGGAUGUGAAGAAGACGGACAAGAUCCUGGAGUGGCCAGUCCCCUUUCAGUCGAUAACGGACGUGAGGAGCUUCCUUGGGAUGCUGGUUUUGGAGGAGUUUUGUGAAGGACUUCGCCACCAAGACGAAGCAUUUGAGGAAGCUGGUACGUCAGGACCAGGAGUGCGUCUGGGCGAAGACCAGGAAAAGGCUGUGGAAAGGAUGACGAGAGAAUUCAAGGAAGGAGGCUUGGUGUUGGGGGCGCCGAACUACGAGGUCACGGAGGAGAAGCCAUUCGUUGUCGAGACAGACGCCGGGCGAACUACCUUGGGGGGGGUCCUGAUUCAGGCAGAUGUGGAUGGGAAAGAGAGACUGUUAAGCGAGGAGUUGAGGCCGCCCUCGCCACUGCCAUCAACGCAGGAGCUGGACAUACCAAGAGAGACGCCAUUCCGAAGCUUAGCGACUCAUCUCGAUGUAUCCCAAUGGGAGGCCUCACGGCUGGGAGAGGGCUCAGUUGAGCCGACGCGCUACGUGCCAUUGGAGGAGCCCCUCGACCCCGAGAUGGAGACAGACAUGCGAGACCGAGAGGAGCCGCAGGAUCCUGAGAUGGCAACCGAGCGGCCGGAUCCGAUACGACCUCAGGGUAGAGAGGUGAUCAUGGUUGGGGACGAUACCCCUCCAUGCUCCCCAACUCCAGAGCCAGCACAACGUUUAUGGCCAGAGGGGAUUCCUGAGCCAGGCAGCGAGGAGAUUCCGGAGUCUUCCCCUGCGGCCGCCAUUACGCCUGAGCAAAAGGCAGAGGCGGAGGAUCGAGGAGUGUGUGAGAGGGCAAGAGUGGAGGCGCCCUUUGACUUGCCCUCGGCCACGCAGGUGACCAAGAGCCCGGAUAUCGAGGAACCCGUUUCAGCAGACUUACCGCCAGUAGUGCCGUGCGCGAGCGAAGGGAUGGAGGUGGAGGCAUCAACUCCAGCAGGCCAGAGGCCGCGAGUGGAAGGAACCCCAAGAGAGACCCGCGAAGAGAAGUCCGCCCGAGUGCGGGUCCGUCUGGACGAGAUACACGCAAGACAGGCCGAGAUGGAGGCGGCGGGGAUAGAGCCGACACCGCCGGUCGAGCCCAAGAUGAAUGAGCAGAGGAUCAACGAGUUAUGGGCUAGGCAUGAGAGCGAGAGGGAUGCAGCCCGCCAGAGGUCACGAGAGGCAGGACGGGCGGACGAGGAGACGAGUGAGUUGAGAGAGAUGGGGGACUUGGGGUUCUCCGCGACAAGGCAUGCGAUUGAGCGCAUGGACCGGAGGAUAGGGCGAGCCGGUGCCGAUGGCGAAGGCCGAGGGAUGCGCGCCUCGCCGAGCCAAGGAGCAACAGUGGAGGUCCCUCGACAGAGUGAGCCGAUGGAGGAGGUGCCCUUGGACGCAGUUGAGGAGGAAGGUGGGACGCAGGAGUCGCUUAUGGCUAUGUCCACAAAGAGGAGAGGUUCGCGCUUGCAUGAGCUGGCGGCAACCAUGGGGAUAGGCACUCCACAGGAGAGGUCUCAGAGACUCGAUGCUCCAGAGCAGACCCCGAGGUUGGGAGAAUUGAGGGCGGAGCUGGGCUUCUGGGCCACGGAAACGAACUCGGGAGGGCCCGACUCGCGGCAGCAGCAGCAGCAGGAAGUCAUGAGUAUGCCCACCACCAUGGUGAGCCCUCAGCCGUCGGAAUCAUGUGGGGAUGAGGUGGUGGUGGAGACGAAGAGGGCUCAUGAGGAAGGACCCCGAGAGUCGGAUAUGCCAGAUGACAGGCCAGGGAGCACAGCCGCACGAAGGGGUGGAGGUGUUCAGGCUAUGGAGCCCGGACCUCAGGGCCAUAUGGGAUCGUCCUUGUGUCGCGAGGUGACUACUAGGACCAUAGGGGCGCCUUCGGCAUCCAGUUCGCAAGGGAGAAAGAAGAAGACUGCUAGGUGGCAUGACACCUCCUGUUUUUGGUGCAAGGAGGGAGGACAUAGAGCCGUGGACUGUCCAGAGCUCCUUGAGGAUAAGGCCGAGGGGCGAGUUGCGGAGGUCGACGACAAGUUCUAUGACAGACAAGGUAGGAUAGUGGAGCGAGCUCCAGAUGGGGGCAGGGAUCAGUUGUAUAGGCAGAACCAGGAGGAAUUGUGUAAGUAGGGACCGGUCUAUCUAUACAUUGGUAGGACUAGAGGCCCUUGACACAUG
Chara braunii is the source of this 4266-nucleotide messenger RNA. Lineage: Eukaryota; Viridiplantae; Streptophyta; Charophyceae; Charales; Characeae. The record is from the annotation of a GenBank genome assembly.